UCCUGCACCGGAGGCCUCGGAGCACAGCAGGCACUGGCACUGGUACGGGCACAGCCAUGGCCGAGGGCAGGGGCAGUGGUGCUGGGCUCUUUGCCAGGCAGGUCCAGAAGCGCUUGAGCCGUGCGCAGGAGAAGGUUUUACAGAAACUGGGCAAAACUGUGGAAACCAAGGACGAGCAAUUCGAGCAAAGCGCCUACAACUUCCAGCUGCAGCAGAAUGAAGGCCAUAGACUGUACAAGGACCUCAAGGCUUUCCUUGGUGCUGUUAAGGUGAUGCACGAGAGCUCCCGACGAGUGGCCGACACACUGCAGGACAUCUACAGCUCCGACUGGGAUGGCCACGAGGAGCUAAAAGCCAUUGCAGACAGCAACAACCUCCUGUGGGAUGACUAUGAGGCCAAACUGGCCGACCAAGCCCUGCGCUUGAUGGAGAACUACCUGGCUCAGUUCGGGGACUUCAAGGAGCGCAUUGCCAAGCGGGGCCGCAAGCUGGUGGAUUAUGACAGCGCUCGGCACCAUCUGGAAGCUCUGCAGAGCGCCAAGAAGAAGGAUGAGGCCAAAAUCGCCAAGGCUGAGGAGGAGUUUAACAAAGCCCAGGCUGUGUUUGAGGACCUCAAUAGGGACCUCCGGGAGGAGCUGCCUGUUCUCUAUGGCAGCCGCAUCGCCUGUUAUGUGACCAUCUUCCAGAACAUCUCCAACCUCCGCGAUGUCUUCUACAAGGAGAUGAGCAAGCUCAACCGUGACCUGUAUGAGGUGAUGGGCAAACUGGACAAGCAGCACUCCAGCAAAGUCUUCAUCGUCAAAGGGGUCCCCAGCAGCCGCCGCUCUCUGGUCAUCUCAUCCCCGGUGAGCCCCCCGGGGAAGGCACCGGACUGGGGGCCCCCGGUGGAAGCGGAGGCGAUGGCAACGUCCCCCGGUGCAGGCAGCGGUGAUGCCAUCUCCAAUGGGGAGCUGGGCACUGCUGUCCCCAGCCCCCCCCCAGCAUCACCAGCCAGUGGGGGCUCCCUCUCGGAGACAGCAUCAACCUCCAGUGAGGAGACCCCAGAGCCUGAUCCCAUCCCGGAGGCUCCAUCCCAGGAGCUGGGGACACUGGGGGCACUGGGGGCAGCCGCAGAGCCGGGGGGGGCCCAGGGCAUCGCCACCUCCCUGGCAUCGCUGAUCCUGUCGGAGGCCAUUGCCCAGGCUGCGGGCACAGGCAAAGGGGAGGACCCCCAUGAGCCGGACCCCCAUGAGCCGGACCCCCAUGAGCCGGACCCCCAUGGCACGGCCACCACCAGCCCCAUGAAGCCGCGGUCCCCAGUGCCUGCUCCUUGCCAUAAGCCGGGUCCCGAUGCGUGUCCCUCGGUGUGGGGUGAGCAGCAGCCGUCCCCGCUCCGCAGUGACUCCGAGGAGAGCAUGGAGGUGAUGGACAUCGAGCCAAAGGUGGCCAGGACUCAGAUGGGGCUGGAUCCGACCCUCGACACGGCAACGAGUGGCUGCAUUGGGGACCCCAGCCCCACAACCGAGGAGCAAGGCUGUCCCGGGAUGCCCGAGCAGGAUGAGAGCCAGCACCCACCACCAGCAACAAGCCCCCCCGAGGACCCCAAUGAGACCCUCACCUCCCUCUGAGCCUGGUAUCGGUGCCUUCGGGUGCCACCAGCAGAUAACGUUGUUCCACCAUAACCGUGAUGUGCUUCCACCCCUAUCCCGGCUGGAAUAAAGGCAGAAACGGCUGUGUCAGGA
This is a messenger RNA of Melopsittacus undulatus (budgerigar), 1721 nucleotides long. It is a transcript of the gene BIN2, whose product is annotated as bridging integrator 2. Gene Ontology annotation, biological process: plasma membrane tubulation; podosome assembly; phagocytosis, engulfment. The coding region runs from base 57 to 1607 and encodes 516 amino acids. The record is from RefSeq and is a predicted model, not a curated record. Gene Ontology annotation, molecular function: protein binding; phospholipid binding. Gene Ontology annotation, cellular component: phagocytic cup; podosome; cytoplasm. Lineage: Eukaryota; Metazoa; Chordata; Aves; Psittaciformes; Psittaculidae. The transcript has 12 exons.